This is a messenger RNA of Sporisorium graminicola, 3096 nucleotides long. RefSeq lists its product as uncharacterized. The record is from RefSeq and is a predicted model, not a curated record. Gene Ontology annotation, biological process: exocytosis. The transcript has a single exon. Bases 1 to 3096 code for a protein of 1031 amino acids. NCBI's taxonomy places the organism in Eukaryota, Fungi, Basidiomycota, Ustilaginomycetes, Ustilaginales, Ustilaginaceae. Gene Ontology annotation, cellular component: Golgi to plasma membrane transport vesicle; cell tip. Gene Ontology annotation, molecular function: guanyl-nucleotide exchange factor activity.
AUGUCGACGGCAACCAAUGCUGAGCCAGAGGCUGCGGGCAACAGCCGGACGGAAGCAGCCGACGCUUCCGUCUCAGAGUCACAGCAGCUGCAGCGGAUGGAUCCCGAAGCGAUCUUGGCCGACGAGGCGAAUCCUGACGAAGUGCUAGGCCGAGGUUCUUCCACCGAUGCUGCUGCCCAGCGCCACUCCAACAGUCAAGACCACACUCGGGAGGACGAUGAAGCGACUGCUCUCAAGCGUGCCUCUGCCGCAUCAGCUAUCUUCAGCCACGAUCACUCAAACGCCAAUAGCAGCAGCUCUCGCCCACAGUCUCAGCUGCUCUCCACACCCGAUCAUGCCCAGAAUGGAGAGAGCGCACUCCCCGAAGCUUCCACGACGCAGGACGACGUCUCUGUCGAAGCCCUGCAAGCUCAGGUGAAAGACUUGACCAACCAAGUCACCGGCCUCAACGAGAAGCUCGUUCGAUCCUUCAACCGCAUUGCAGAUCUUGAAGACGACUACUCCGAUGCACAGGAGCGAGUGCGUAGCAUGUCGACCAAGAUCAAGGAGCUCGAAAAGGAGCGCGCAGAGCAUCUGGAUGCGCUCAACACAGGUCUCCUAGUUGAAAAGGCACAUGUCAGCAACGAAAUGCAGAGAAUGAUGGAUCGUGUCAUCGAGGAGACCGCUCAGCGCGGUAAGGCCGAGAGCGACAAGAGCAAGAUCGAAGCCGAGUUGGACGAGCUCAGUUCCAGCCUCUUCAGCGAGGCGAACAAGAUGGUCGCUGUCGAGCGCCUUUCGCGCGCCAGAGCAGAAGAGAAGAGCCGCAACAUGGAAGAGCGUCUGAAGGACACCGAAGGCAUCAUGCUCGAGCAGCAAAAGGUUCUCGCAGAUUUGCAACGCCAAGUUGAGAAACUGCAGAGUGGUUCCGCCUCGAGAAAGAACGGCGAUGAUGGUGCUUCCAUCGCAUCGAUAGACAGCGAGACUGUCAGCUUCCAUCGUCUCAAGACAUCCUCCCUGGCCAGGUCUGUUUCUCAGAGAACAGCAAUGCAGGAGCGUAGGCACAAGCCCGCCGUUGAUCUGGCCGCUGAAGCUCGCCUGAUUAUCAACAUUGUGCCCUACCAAGAAUUCCGCUCGUUCAUCGCACACCUGCGCAAAACCCGUAAGCAGCUGGCCCCUUUCUACAACUACCCACUCCCUCACCACAGCGCACGCGAAUCGCUCAACGGAACGCCCACUCCGCGCCCCGAUUCUCCCGCAGUCCAGCAACCCAACGCUUCCACAUCCGUCCCAAGUGCUGCCUCCGCCUACAGCCAGGGUUUGGGCAGUGCUGUAACCCUCAAUUCGUCUCCGUUCGCAAUUGCGGGUGUUAGCCGACAUCGCGACUACCCGACUCUGCCUGCCAAUGUCGAAACCAUGGUCUCUCUGCCGAAUCAGCUCUCGCUGCCUUUCAUCAAGCGGUCGCAAGAAGAGGAUGUCGAGCCAUGUUUGCGGCUCGACUUUGCGCCCGGUCUCAACUGGCUCAGCAGACGUCAGGCUAAUACGGCGAUUCUGGACGGCAAUCUCGUCAUCGAGCCCAUCUUUUCGGGCAGCAAGACGAUUGACGAAGAUCUCAUCCGCCGAGAAAAUGCUCAGCUCCCGCCCGCAGCUUGUGCAAUGUGUGGUAUCCCCAUCGUCAACGUUCCCCUACCAGGAGGAGUUGCUGCUACCGCUUUGUCCGCCGAGCAAGGCGGCAAAACGUCGUUGGUGCCCAGCGGCCUUGCCACGGCCACGUCGAGCUGGGCAAGCUCAGCGGCAAGCUCCCUUGGGUCCAUCACCGGAUCCAGCAGCGGCAGCAACUCUGGCACGCUUACGCCAAAGCCCUCCCGAGGUGGCUUGUUUAGCUCGUUCAGAAAGUCUUCGAGCAACAUCAAAGCGGCCACAGAGACAGAAGCUACUCCUAGCAACACCGCAGCCUCUGCUGCAACGGAUGCCGACGCGCAGGCGCUUGCGGCUGCCCAAGGACUCGUACUCACCCAUCUACCCGUACCGACGCAUAUCUUCCGCCUGAGCGAAGGUUCCCCUACUCGCUACUUGCUUUGCCCGCAUCACUGUCUCUUGCGACUGCGCGCUGCUUGUCAAUAUUGGGGAUUCAUCCGCAACCUCGAACGCUCCGUGGUUCUUGAGGGCAAGUUCAUGAACGAGGAACAACAGGCUGUGGGUGCCAACAUGUCGUCGCUUGAUUUGCCCAAGGACGUUGCAUCUACACCACCUCCCAAGAGUGAGCAGGUGGAGACACUGGAGAAAGCUGCCGCGGCCGCGGAGAGCGAACAGAGAGCUACUUCCGACGGGUCCGAGGAUGCAAAGAUGGACGACGCAAUGGAUGCAUCAGACGUAGCUGCCGCAGACAAGACAGAGGAUGAGGAGACAGAGGAAGCAAAGACGGGAGCAGGGAAGAUCAAGGAGGAGAUACAGGGAGAAACGAGCGCGAAGACUGCUGACGAGUUUGCACCAAGCGAUGCAAGCGACGCAGGCUCGGCUCAAAAGUCCGACGAGAAGGACGAGUCUGGCAGCGUCAAGGAAGGAUCAGAAGAGGACAAGAAGCCUGCUGGAGAAGAUGAUGACUUUGCCGAUGCGCCAUCGUCCCCCACUGCCGAAGCCAAGCUGGAGGAUUCUGAGGACAAGGAGGAAGAAGAAAUCGCCAAGGCGGACGAUAUGCCAGCUGACGCUGCCGAAGCGUCCUCGGAUGCGAAGGAGGAUGAGGCUGCCGUCACCGAAGCUGUCGCUGGUCCCAAAUCCGCAGAGAUGGAGAGAACGGCCACCAACCCCUCAAUUUCGGCCCCGCCUCUUCCUCCACGUUCAGUCGCUCGCGGCACAGGUACCGGCUCAGCGUCACCGGCACCGCACAUCCCUCCCCGACGCCACCAGACCUCGGUAUCUGCAGCAACACAACCGCCACCGCCGCCUCCCCGCACCCCAACUGCGGUCGCCACCGUCGCUCCUCCAGUGACAGCAAUCUACCUCGACAAGCUCGACGCCAUGGAGUGGGAAGACAAGAUGUGGACCGAAGUUACCAAGCUCAAGGAGGAGCUGUGGCGGGCAAGGAUCGGGUUGGUGACCGAAGAAGGCGCGGAUGCGUGA